AACAGUGGAGGGGGAAGUGAGUUUUUCUUUUUUUUUUUUAGUUUCCGAGAUUUUCUGCAUGCAAACGACGGAAAAACAGACAACUAAGAGUCAGAUCCACGAGAUAAUCCACAAAUAACCGAAGCUUUGCGUUGCACCUAAGGAGCCCCCAAAUUGGAGGGCUCCCUGGGAGCACACUCCUGAUUGGCCAACCAGCUGCCUCCUUACGGUUGGCUCAGCUCAAAGCCCAGCUUGCACUGACUCAAAUAAACUCUCUAGCUGUUGGUGGCAGGGCCAACAUAGCUGCUCCUUACAUAGCUGCUACAUCACCUUCCCCCACUGCAGCAGCCAUCAGUCUACUCAACCUUCUGAAGAUAGCCAACACCAUGUCCCAUCCCAUGUAUAAUCCCUAUGCUGCUGGGAACCAAAGGCCCACCCAGGGGCAGUAUGGACCCUCUAGUAUGCAGACAGAGAGGGACCCUCAAUUGGCUCCAUCUCAUAUGGGACCUGGUACUAACUUCAGCUCAGUAAGUGUAUCAUCUGGAACUCCUGCCAGUUUUGGUGGAAUGUCCUCCAUCCCCGUGCAUUCACAAUCAAUGAACUACAGGACUGAACAGAGUUGGGGUCCAAUGGACAAGGACAUAGAGAGGUCCAUUGACAUGCACAUUAGCAGAGUUAGAGAAAGUGUCGGACAGCCGAUAAAUCAAACUACUGGCCCAGGAACUUCCUUAUCCAGCUCUCAUCACGAUGAGUUGCAUCGCUCAGGUGUAGGAAUGAAUUCCUAUCACAUGGCUUCAACCUCUGCAAGAAAUGUGUGUGUUGAAAAAGGUAGCAGCUCCCUAGAUUGGUUGUCCAACUACAGCAAGAGGCCCACUACUGACUCAUUUUCAUCAAUGCGUUCCUCGGCUAGCUACUUAAGUAGCAGUGACCCUAGGCUUGAUAUCUCCAGUGAAAGGGAUCGUGGUGCAUCAAUUCCAGGAUUGGGAGAUUAUGACUAUCCACCAGACAAACCUGCUGCCCCUCCAGAGCCCACUCGACACAUAUACACCUCGGAAUCAGCUACCAACAUCCUCCAGCACUUUGGGCUUGAAAAAGAUGAUUUGGAGGAUCUAAUUGCAUACCCUGAAGAUCAGGUCACCCCUGCCAACCUUCCUCUUAUCUUGCGCCAGAUUCGCAUUCAAAAGGCAGAGAGGACGGGAACUGCAGCUUCUUCAGCAGGAUACUCUGAAACUUCAUCUUCCAGGAGUAGAAUGGACAGUUUGAAUAGUUCCAGGCCAAAAGGAUACCCUGAGCCUCCACCACUUCCCCCAUCCCGAAGUGGAAUGGACAGUUUGAGUAGUUCCAGGCCAAAAGGAUACCCUGAGCCUCCACCACUUCCACCAUCCCGAAGUGGAAUGGACAGUUUGAAUAGUUCCAGGCCAAAAGGAUACCCUGAGCCUCCACCACUUCCGCCAUCCCGAAGUGGAAUGGACAGUUUGAGUAGUUCCAGGCCAAAAAUAUACCCUGAACCUCCUCCACUUGCACCUCUCAGAAGUACAGUGGACAGUGUUAGUGGUUCCAAGUCAAAGCUAUAUCCUGAACAUCUACCCUGCAGAAGUGGAAUGGACAGUUUGAGUGGUUGUGGGACAGCAGAGAUGCGUCCAGAGGAAAUAUCAUCUUCUAUUCUCCAGCCAAGUAAAGUGAUUGAUUAUGGACAUGUGGGCAAAUAUACAGGAGUGGUUGCAGAUGAGAUUGGAAGAACAAGUGGUGGUAGGGCCAGUGGUGGAAAUGAGGGUAUUUUGAAGAUGGACACUAAAAAUGGUAGCAGUCGAGAACCACUGCAAAGCACUGCACCAGCAAUGAAGAGCAGUGGCUUGGUUCCUUCCCGAGACAAAGGAAGUUCUUUUUCUGGUCUCAGCUCCACGUACAGUUCAGGUCUAAGCUCUGGGACUCCUCCAAGCCUUGAUCGAACAAAAGGAUUAAACAAUGAACCAAAUCAGUCUUCAAUACUCAGCUCUUUCAAUCUACCAAAGACUGACACAGACAUCAGAGUUAAAAAUCUUGAAACCUCCAAACCAGUUCCUGUGAAAGAUCCAAAUAUGGCCCGCAUGCACCAUAGCGUCCAUCCCAACCGAACUGGCCUCGUGGUCAUCGACACCCGACCCAAGGAUCAGAGUAAGACCCAAGGAUCAACAGGUGCAGAGGUAGCACAAAAGCCGGAGAUGCAGCAACAAGUGUGGAAGCAGGCAGCGCCGCAGCAGAAGACCCAACCAUUGACUUCCCCAGUGACCGUGCAAAAACCAGUGGGCCAAACAUCGGGGCUGUCAAGUUCAGCUGCUGCUAAACCAACAGUUCCGUCAGUUCCUCUUGCUUCUCACAUCCCCAGCAUCACUAACACCUUGAGACGUCCUGCGGUUUUCCCCGGAGCAUCACACCCAGUCAUGAUUCAACCAACACUUUCUCCGUCAACUGUUCCCUUCGUUCCUUCAACUCCCUCUGUGCUGCCCACCAACAAGCAGCCCGCGGUGAAUGUGACCACACCCAAGGGUUUGCCAACACAGGCCAUGAUGCAAGACUACGCAGCAGCCUCACCAAGAGUCUUUCCACAUACCUGUUGUCUGUGUUCGAGACAGUGCGGUCAUAUGAAGGACUGGAUCCUUCACCAGAACACCAGCCUUCACCUGGAGAACUGCAAAAAGCUGCGCCAAAAAUACCCAGAGUGGGACGGUGAAAUAAAACUCUCAUCCAGUGCUGCCAAGCCGUCUCCUUCUGCUCAGUCUCAGCAUCGUCCACUAAAAACCAGACAUGGAAGCCGUUCCCGUUCUCGUUCCCAUUCCCGUUCCCGUUCAUCUAGCCCGCGACGCUACUAUGAUUCCGACAGUAGACGGGAAAAAUACAGGAGCCGAUCUCGGUCCCGAUCGCCACAAGGCUCCAGAUAUUCUCGCAGGUCCAGGUCUCGUUCUCCACCCACUUCAUCCCGCCGUUAUCGCUCACGUUCACGAAGCCAUGAGAGACGGUUUUCGCCAAAGAGGAGCCACGAGAGAAGAUCACCGCGAAGGAUUGACGAAAGACGGCCGUCACCACGGAGGAGCCGUGAGGGACGACCUUCACCGCCGAGGAGCCAUGACAGGAGACUGUCAUCACAGAGUGAAGAAAGACGAUCAUCACAGAGGAGCAGCCAUGAGAAACAGUCAGAGAAAUCAUCCACCCAACGACAGCCACCAAGCAGCCACGCAGAGAAACUGGCCAAAAAGGUGCUGGAAUCAACAGCUUAUGCAGCAGCUGUUCAGUCUCUGUCUAACCAGUCUGACCUGGAGACUGUGGUGAAAACUCUGGCUCCUGCCCUACUGGUUGAAUUGGCCAAAAUGAAUUCCUCUGCAGCGUCAUCAUCAUCAUUAUCCUCCUCUUCGAAAGGAGGAAAACGCUCACCCCCUCAUUCUGCUGGAGGAAAGAAGUCAUCCUCUGCUGCUUCCUCCUCUUUGACGACAGCAAAGAAGAAGGAGCCGACUAAAGGGAAGCCGACUGCACAAAAGCCUGAGACCAGUUCAUCCGCAAAGAAAGCCUCAGUUCCAACUCAAGUGUGGAUCGGCGGGUUGACUGACAAACUUUCUCAUGAAGAUGUGGCGUCUGCUGUGGAACAGUUUGGAAAAACAAAAUCAUUCUUAUUGUUUCGCCCCAAACAACAGGCAAUGGUGAUGUUUGAGAAAGAGCAAGACGCCAAGAAACUGAGGAGUGCAAAGAACUUCCAAAUUAAAGGACAUUCAGUCACUAUAAUCAAAGAGAAGGGAAGUGUCUCAAAGGAGGAGAAGUCACCUUGUACUGAAUCUAAGCAGCAGAAAGCGCCGCUUCAGAAAUCUGCCAGUGCCAGCAAAUCUUCCACCAGUACAACUGCAUCCAGCACCACUAGAAAGGCUGCCAGUACAUCUGCUGCAGCAGGAAAAGUCUCAGUUAAAGGCCAAGGGACUGUCACUGGAACAAAAGUCGUGGUUUCUAAAGUUAAAAAAGGCCCAACCAAAGUGGUAGCUAAGAGUGAAGCGUCUGUGAAGACGGACAUUAAAAAGGCUGCGGUUAAACCACCAUUAAAUGAAGGUGGAAACAGACCUGCCAAGACCCCAGAAGGUAAGUCAGCUGCAGCAGGAGCAGGAGCCAAACAGAAGGUGAAGGAAACAGCUAGCAAGGGUUCAAGGGAUGCAGGUUCUGAGAUAAAGGCCUCAAAGUGUGAAGGGUCUAAAACACCAAAACACACAGCUAAGGCUCCUGGAACAGGGAAGAAGACAGUUCCUAAACUGGAGGCCAGAGCAGAGCCCGACAAAACCAUCGUUGAGACAAAACAUCCUGAACCCAUGGAGGUUGGAGAGAUGAGAGUUGAGUCCACGAAGGUCGAAAGUAGCACGGGGGUGACGGAGGCAAACGCAGCUAUUCCAGAGGCUGUACCAGAAAUUCCACAGGAAAGUCUACUGAGAGCCAAGAGUCUCCACCUACACCUAGUACAACAGCACAUACUGAAUUACCUGCAAAGGGUAGUACUCAGCAGCCUCAAACUGCCACUGCAGCUCCAGAGAACAUUGUUCUACAACGUAAGGACCAAACAGAGGCAUCACAAAUUCAACAGCGGGCUGCAGACGUCCUCUCUGAAGCUACUAUGGAGACAAACCUGCAGGAAGAUUCUACUCUUUCAGAGAAAACAGAAACAAAUGUACCAAUAUCUGAGGUUGCUUCCAAAACCAAGAUGCUGGAUAUGGAUGCAUCAACAGUUGAAGUCACCCCCCCAGUUGAAAAGACAGAAACAAAAGCUUCAACAGCCAAGGUUGCCUCCACAGUUGAAAAGACAGAAGCAAAGCUUCAACAGCAAGGUCGCCUCCACAGUUGAAAAGAUGGAAACAAAUGCUUCAACAGCCGAGGUCGCCUCCACAGUUGAAAAGAUGGAAACAAAUGCUUCAACAGUUGAGGUUGCCUCCACAGUUGAAAAUACUGAAACAAAUCCUUCAACAGCCGAGGUCGCCUCCACAGUUGAAAAGACAGAAACAAAAGCUUCAGCAGGCGAUGUCGCCUCCACCCCUGAGGCCAUGGCAGAGCCCUCAGCGUCCACAGCUCCUGCAGCUGCCAAUUCUCCUCUGACUGUCGGGGAAAUGUUGCACAAGGACCUGCGACAAGCGAGAUUUGUGUGCCUUAAAAUCAAAAGCAUCUUCAGCCCAAACUUUUUCUCCAAUACGGAGCGGAGGCAGCUGCUAAUAACUGGCCUUCCACUGUACUUCGAUGGCUGCUACACAGAGGAUGACAUCGCCAAACUGUUCAAACCUUUUGGAUUUCAGCAUCAUCAGGACACCAUCUAUGUUUUUCCUCAGUGCCAACUGGCGUUGGUUAUGAUGCCGACUAUCCAAUGUGUGCACAAGGUUAUGAAAGCCUUCACCAAGAAUAGACGCAAAUUGAAAGGGAAUUUAAUUACAACACACGUCAUAGAAAACAGAAUCUCUAUGACUCCGAUUGGAUUUUAUAAAUCACUAAUGAAGCGGAUAAAGUUUCAAUGUUCUGAUGAUGAUGAAAGCAUCAUCUACAUCAAAAACAUUUCACCCAGUCAGAUCAAGGAGCUCAGGGAAAAGCUGUGGAAAAUCGACUCUGUCAAAAACUUCCUUCCCCUCCUUAACAAGGUGUUUGUAGAGUUCGAGUCGAGCCGUGACGCUGAUCGGCUGGGAGUUUGGCACAGCUUCCUGAAUCAGACACCUCCCUAUGAAAUCCACCGUCUGAUGCAACCGCACGGCAUAGUUCCUGCACUUCCUCCCAGACUCACGGCCAAAGCCAUCCCAGACAGCGCCAAUGCUGUUCCGGGGGUCGUCAUCCCAGGAGCCAACUUUGGGAUUCCACAGGGAAGCAUUUGUCCGUUUUGGAUCCCCAUGACGACAAGAUCCUUCCUGUUCCCGACAAUGUCUCCAUGGUUCAUCAUCCCAAAUUUCCGGACAGUCAAGAAAUCAGAGGACAUUUAUAAGAUGAAACAUUGUUCUUCACCUACGAUCAUGCUGACGGGUUUACCAGAAGGAAACUAUAGUCACCUGGACAUCGCAAAGCUGGUCUGGCCCUAUUUUCCCAAACAGACCCUUCAGUCGCUGCUCUACAACAUUAUUGUACUGACGCUGCAGAGGAGGGCUUUUGUGCAUUUUUACAGCUGGUUGAAAUGUUUGGAUUUUGUCCGAGAACACAUCGCAAAUCCGAUCUCUGUGAAAGGUGCCCCACUGUCUGUCCACUUCGUCCUGCAGAACAUGAGUCCUAUAUACAGCGAGGAGAACAUGUACAAGUCCCUGACAAAGCUCAGUAACACUCGUCCUCCAGAUCCACAGGCUCUGGACGAACGCUUACUGUGUGUGGAACUGGCAGAGACAUCACCGAGCAUCAUCGAAGCGGCCAUUGACGUGGUGGCAUCCAUCGCUCCGUUCCUCAGCUUUCUGCCGCUCGCCAACAGGAUUUGCAUCGAGAUGAAAGAUGCAAGUGGUGUCGCCGAAGUGAUGAAGAAACACAGCUCACAUAAACCCAGCAGUUUGGAGGAACGCACAGUUUGGGAUAAAGUCAAACGUUUUGAGUCUGUGAAGAGCCUAAAAAAGCGUCUGCAGGACUCUGGUCAAACUGUAAUAAAUCUCGAUACAAUCAGUCAACUAGUCGAGACAGAAACAGUUACUGAUGAAGCCACAUGUGCUGCAGAGGAACCUCAGACUCCGCCUCCUGCUCCUCCAACCCCAUCGGAUAACGGGACACAGCCAGCUUUACAGGCUGGCAUCCCAGUCUCUGCUGAAUCUGCUGAAACCCUCAUAACCGAACCAAGUGACCCGACAAGUGAGGCAGUGGUGAUGGAGGAUCCUGAACAAUCCGAAUCCGCCGCCUCCAUUGACGUCACCAUCACCCCUGAGAAUGAGGACGAUGCCAGGGGGGGCGCAGGUUCUGCAGGUGACGUUCCUUUAAUGUCUGAGGUUUGCGGUGAAAACGCCUCUGUUUCUAGUCCUGACUCCUCCGCCUUGGUAGUGAAACCUGAAGAGGACGCUGAUAAACUUCCUCAGAUUAAUGAGCAAGUGUUUAAGGUCCUGACAGCAGCUGUUCGCCAGCACAGACUCACUAAAGGUAACGGAUCCCAACCCACUUCGCGGUCCAGUCCUCUUGUGUCCGCUGCUUCCAGUCCCAGAGACAAUGUUGCAGAUCCUUCUGGGAUUAACAAAAGCUCUUUGGAAGUUCUCCAGCACAGGAUGGUCAAGGGUAGCAGCUCAGACAGUACAGAGAAGGAGGAUCAAGUUUCUGAGGAAGCUGAUCUCAGCGCAGACUAUGUUUCUUCAGACUACUUCAACAUGGAGGACUUUGUUACAGUUGAUGAAGUCUGUGAUGAUGGUGGCGACACAAGCCCACAGCCCCACCACUCACCAGAGAGCUCUUCUAAGCAGUCCUCAGAAACGAAAAGAGAAGGGGACAAAGAAAGGCAAGGCUCCAGUUCAUCAUCUGACACCAGACGGAGUUCACCAAGGUCCUCAAAAGACUCAAAGCGCUCUGCCUCGUCCUCUUCAUCCUCCUCAUCCAGGUCGACCAAAGAGCACUUUAAAAGCCCUUCCUCUUCUAGAUCAACAUCUGGGUCUCCCAAAAAGAACAAAAGAUCCUCAGCCUCCUCAAAAUCCCCCUCCAAAACCUCAUCCUGUAAGGCCUCUGCUUCUGCUUCUUCACCAUCCAUGUCCUCAGAUUCUGCAGCCCUGAAUACUAGGACCCACUCGGCCUCCUCUGCACACAAAAAGGAAAAGAUGACAACGGCUGCAAGCAUUGGAGCUCAUCCGGUGAAUGCAAAAGCAGAGAGUGUGGUGGCAAAGUCCAACCACAAAGUGUCAGCAGAGAGCACUGCUGCAAAAACUGUUGAGUCAGAGGCAAAAACAGAUGCACCAUCAGAGAUGCAGGAGCAGAGGGUACAGUGGACAAACCAAGCACAGAAAGACUCAACCAGAGUGGAACUGAAUGAGGAAACUGUCCAAGAUUUGAGGGGAAGAAAGGUAGGAAACGAUGAGGAUGCUUUGAAAGAUGCAGAAAAAGAGGACGAUGAAGUUGACAGUUACCAAAUCCUUGAUUCACUUGAUGAACAAACAGAUGAACAGCUGGACAAUGAAGCCCAAGGUGGCCUCCAUGAAGGCCAGACUUUAAAUGAAGAAGCUUUUCAGAUUCUGGAUAGUGUCGAUGACGAAGGCAAAACAGAGGAGGGUGGUGAAAUGGAGAUGGAUGAGUCUUUUCAAGUGCUUGACAGCGUAACUGAAGACCACAGCACUGCAGAGCAAGAGGAAAGUUACUUUGUCAAAGAAUCGGAAGACAAACAGCUCCCUGAGAAGGAUUCGACUCCAGUAAAUGACAAAAGUACUAAUCAAGACGCAGUAGAUGGAGCCCAAAAGAUGAAUCCUGAUGAUGCAGAUACUAAAAAUGGAGAAGGAAGCACGAGAGAUGGAAGUAGGAGAAAUAGAAAACAAGACACACUCUCAGAAUCCAACAAAUCUACCAAAGAAGUGGAAAAUCCACAAAAAGAAGUCAUAAAAGAUACUGAAAUAGAACCUGUCAGUGACAUUACUGAACAAGAAACCUUUGAGAUUCUGGAUUCAAUAGAUGAUCAGACUGCAACCGUUUCUCAAGACACAGAAGUUAACCCAGUUACAAGAAGUAAAAGAUAUGGAAGCAGGAGAAAAAGGAAAGAGGAAGCACUUCCAGAGGAAUCUCACAAAAUGUCUAAAGAGGUGGAAAAUCCUGACGAAGAAGACAGCAAAGGUGCUUUUCAAGAGCUCCACAGUGAAUCUACAGAACAAGAAACCUUCAAGAUUCUGGAUUCAAUAGAGGAACAGACUGCACAACAAAAUGAUGUCCAAAAACCUGAAACCUGUAGUGACCAGAAAGAGCAUGUAAAGCCAACAGAGGGGGGGGAGAAAGAGGAUUACCAGGUGAUUGAUUCUGUGGAAGAUCAGCCGACUGUCAUAGAAACAAAAUUAGAGACAGAAAGGAAGGAAAAACAGAUGAAGACGACCCCUAGAAAAGAUGACAGAACAACGAGGAGGAGCGUCCCAUCCACCAGAGCAUUCCGGAGUGAAGAGACAGAGAAGUCAUCAGCAAAGAAACAUGAAAGGAUGGUGAAAAGACAUGAAACACCAGCAAAGAAGGAAACCAGCGCUGGGGUUUCAGGAAAAGAAGAAGAAAUAAAAGAGGUUACUGAAGAGAUGGAGUACAAGAUAGUAGAUUCUGUUGAAGAUGAACCAGCGCAGGACACCAUCACAGAACGAUCUGGAAGAAGACGAAGUACAAGAGGGAGGAAAGAGGAAAUCCCGGAAGCCUCUAAAAAAUCAGACAGGGAUGAGGAUACUUUUGAGAUUUUAGACUCAGUUGAAGACAAGACAGCAAGUGAUGAACCGAGUAUCACAACCAGGUCCGCCAGAGAAAAACGACCGAGAGCAGCAAAGAGAGACACGACGAGUGACAGAGCCAAAAUGUCUCAAAUGGAGGACAUGCCAACUAAAAGGAUGCGCACUCCGGCCAGAGAAUCACAGGAAAGGAAAAUGGAAAAAGCAUCAAAGACAGACGACAAAGACGGCACACCAACGGACAGUGACAAAGAGGUGACUGAGGAGGAGACGACCUAUCAGAUACUGGACUCUUUGGAAGACGAAGAGGUUGAGCGUGAUCCGCCAGUCAUUGAAGUAAAAGCAAAAAGAGGGCGGCCAAAGAAGCAGGUCAAAGCAACCAAGAAAGGCGGCAAAACUCAAAAGAGCAAACAGGUAGAAGAAGAGGCUGCAUAUCGGAUUUUGGAUUCUUUAGAGGAAGAGAAAGUUGACAGUAUGUCCUCAACAAACCAAACUGAACAGAAACAGAUCAAAACCCUUCCCAAUGAUGAAGACCAACUAGUUAAAUCCGUAACACCUGUAACGGGAUCACCUAAAAAAGAGGAGGAGGAGGAAGAAGAUCCUGUGUAUGAGAUAGUAGAUUCUUUGGAAGAUGAUCAAAGUCAGGAGGAGAUGGCAAUUUUAGAGGAAAAAACACACAACAAAGAUGAAAGCCCUUCAAAAGGUGAAGCUUUACCUGCUCAGGGAGACUUCCCAACAUGUAGCAGCACUGAGUCUGAAAUGGUAGACGUCCAAGAAAAGAGCCAAACAGUUGAUGUUUUAGAGGAGGUAAAGGAUGGAACUGGUGUUGGAGAAGAGUCUAAAACAAAGGAGAGCUCCCCCAAAAUAGACGAAGACAAAGAGGACACCCAGUCCCAGAGCGAUGUCCCAACACUUGAAUACAAGACGGAGCAAAAGAAAGACAACACAGCUGCACUGAGCACUCUGACGAGCACAGGUGAAGUGAGGGAGGAGCAGGAGGAGGGUGACCCUGACAACACGACCAAGGAGGAAGAGCUGAGGACAAGGCAGGUGACUGGAAAGGACAAACAUCUCAGCAGAGAGCCUGUAGACAGGAGGACGAAGGAGAGGGAGGACAGGAGGAGCAGGGAAAAGGAGGAGGAUACGAGCCGGAGCAGCGGAAGAGGAGCAACAAGGAGGACCAAGGAGCGAGGUAGAGACGAGGAGGAAAAGGUGAAGGUAGACGCCAAGGAACUGGUGACGGUGGAUGAGGUGGGAGCAGAUGAGGCUGGAGCCGAGGCAGAGCAGGAGGGUCAGGAGUGGGAGGGGGAGAUGCAGACUCUGGUCACUCUGGAUGAGAUAGUGGAGGAAGAGGAGGAGGAAGAGGAGGCGCAGGCAGAGCCCAGUGCACUGGAGACACACCUACCAACCCAGGACGAAGAAUCAACAGACUCUUUAAACCCAGAGACUUUGGUGACUUUAGAUGAAGCAGGUGAUGAUGAUGAGGAGGAGACGACGAAGGCUUCAGAGGAGCUGCAAGCAGAACAAUCCUCCACACGUGUCAAACACAAAUCUGAGGAAACAGAAGAGACUGUGAAUUUUGUGACAGUAGAUGAAGUGGGAGAGGGUGAAGAUGAGGAAAAGGAAGAAGCCACACCCAGGAGAAGAGGCCGAGGCAGGAAGAGGUCCAGACAGGCUCCUGUGAGAAAAUCCACCAGAGGGAAAAGAGUGUGUGUAAAAGAUGUGAAAGAAGAGGAGGAAAAGGGAGGAGCUGACACAGAAGCUCCGCCCCCAGGGUCAUCCGACCCACCCCUGUCAUCAGACAAAGUUGUGUCCACCUGGGUCCAGUCAGACGUCCUGAAGGCAGAUGCUGAAGAACGGAGCAGAGACGACGUCCAUGCAGACUCUGCUGGACAGGAACAGGAGGAGGUGCUGGACAGAGGAGUGGAGGAGGGGCCAGAGGAGGUGGAGACAUGGGGCGGGGCCCACAGGAAAGUGGACAGUAAAAGGAGGAGGGACCAGCUGGGGCCUGGACCUGGACCUGAAGUGAAGCGAUCCCGGUCUCAGUCUCCUUGUGUGUCCUCUGACUUCAAACUGCCUCCAUUCACACCCAACACCCCCCUGGGUGCAGAGUUCGUGGUUCCUAAAUCAGGCUUUUACUGUAACCUCUGCUGCCUUUUCUACCAGAGGGAGAGUACAGCCAAAGAGGAGCACUGUAGCAGCCACAGACACUACAGCAACCUACAGAAAUAUUACCAGAAACUUCAACAGAAACAAUUAGGAGGUUCAACAGGAACAGAAGGCGCCACUGUUUCUGACCUGGACUGAAUCAGACACAGACGGUGAAAGUAAAACAUGAGCUGCUGUUGGAUAAAGCAAAGGCAUCAGACCACGCCCUCCAGAACCUUCUGUUAUGGAAACCUUGGACAUAAAACAGACAUAAUGCAGCGUUUUCACAUGUUUCACUGGAUCCACUGCACAGGUGCCUUGUCCUGCUUUCAUUUGCACAGACUGUCUCUAAAAUGGAAAACACACAGGAGAAGCUGAGGCUGCGGUGGGAAACAGCUUCAACCAUGCAUACUUAUACUAUAGUAUUACACAUCUGCCUUUAGUACUGUCUGUUUAGGCAUAGUACUAAAGGCUCACACAAAUUAGUAUAAUCUAACAACAGCGUAUUAAAAUAAAAACACGUGAAUAAAGUUGUAAUAUUAUGAGAAUAAAGUCGUAGUUUUAAAGUAAACUCAUAAUUUAACAAAAAACAAUGUCGUACUUUUAUGAAAUUAAAGUCAUAAUAAUUUCAAAAUGAAUUUGCAAUAGUACGAUAAAAGUCAUAAUUUAGAAAUCGUAAGCCUUAAGUUCAGUCAUUUGCUCCAAAUCCAUUCAGUUCUUACAACGAAACAAACCCAAACGUGUGAACUGUCUUCGAAGUCCGUGGACUAAUGCUAAUGUGUUGAUGGUGAGCGGGGCUAAUAGGCUCAGUAUUUGGUGGGCGGGGCUAAUAGGCUCAGUAUUUGGUGGGCGGGGCUAAUAGGCUCAGUAUUUAGCCUUUGUGCGUAAACCC
Sphaeramia orbicularis (orbiculate cardinalfish) is the source of this 12348-nucleotide messenger RNA. RefSeq lists its product as uncharacterized. Gene Ontology annotation, molecular function: RNA binding; zinc ion binding. The record is from RefSeq and is a predicted model, not a curated record. The coding region runs from base 366 to 11615 and encodes 3749 amino acids. NCBI's taxonomy places the organism in Eukaryota, Metazoa, Chordata, Actinopteri, Kurtiformes, Apogonidae. The transcript has 37 exons. Gene Ontology annotation, cellular component: nucleus.